Molecule: messenger RNA, 7627 nt
Organism: Anguilla rostrata (American eel)
Lineage: Eukaryota; Metazoa; Chordata; Actinopteri; Anguilliformes; Anguillidae
Product: myosin-9-like
Exons: 41
Coding region: 227-6112 (1961 amino acids)
Cellular component (GO): myosin filament; cytoplasm; myosin II complex
Molecular function (GO): microfilament motor activity; actin filament binding; ATP binding
Source: RefSeq, a predicted model, not a curated record
UAAGUGCUGGGCGUCCCGAGAUGAUUUAUUGCGAGGGAGGGAGAAAAGGAAAAAAGAAGAGCGGUGUAGUAGAGGGUAGAAGGUGAAAAGGAUAAGAAGGUAGUUUAUCUGAGCCCCUUCAGAGACUGCAGUCUUCGGAAAGGGAGCGUAUUUUGUUGCAGCACGGACACCGAACGAGCCACCGAUUCUGCCCCAAGUUAGCGUCUGCCACUGAACCACAGAAACCAUGUCGGAGGCAGACAAGUUUCUCUAUGGCGACCGCAACCUCGUCAGCGACCCCCUGGCCCAGGCCGACUGGGCCUCCAAAAAGCUGGUGUGGGUCCCCUCCGAGCGCCUGGGGUUCGAGGCGGGCUCCCUCAAGGAGGAGACGGGCGAGGAGUGCCUGGUGGAGCUGGCCGACUCCGGCAAGAAGGUGAAGGUCAACAAGGACGACAUCCAGAAGAUGAACCCGCCCAAGUUCAGCAAGGUGGAGGACAUGGCCGAGCUCACCUGCCUGAACGAGGCCUCGGUCCUGCACAACCUGAAGGACCGCUACUACUCCGGCCUCAUCUACACGUACUCUGGGCUCUUCUGCGUGGUGAUCAACCCCUAUAAGUACCUGCCCAUCUACUCGGAGGAGAUCGUGGAGAUGUACAAGGGCAAGAAGCGCCACGAGAUGCCGCCCCACAUCUACGCCAUCACCGACACCGCCUACCGCAGCAUGAUGCAGGAUCGGGAGGAUCAGUCCAUCCUGUGCACGGGGGAGUCGGGGGCCGGUAAGACGGAGAACACCAAAAAGGUGAUUCAGUAUUUGGCGUUUGUGGCGUCCUCCCACAAGACCAAGAAAGACCAGAGCACAGCAACCCUGUCACAUGGGGAGCUGGAGAAGCAGCUGCUGCAGGCUAACCCCAUCCUAGAGGCCUUUGGCAAUGCUAAGACGGUCAAGAAUGACAACUCUUCCAGAUUCGGGAAAUUCAUCAGAAUCAACUUUGAUGUGAAUGGUUACAUCGUGGGAGCCAACAUCGAGACCUAUCUGCUGGAGAAGUCCCGUGCCAUUCGCCAGGCGAAGGACGAGAGGACCUUCCACCUCUUUUACUACAUGCUGACGGGGGCUGGCGACAAACUACGCUCGGAGCUGUGUCUGGAGGACUAUAAAAACUACCGCUUCCUGUCCAACGGAAACGUGACCAUCCCGGGCCAGCAGGACAAGGACCUCUUUGUGGAGACCAUGGAUGCCAUGAAGAUCAUGAGCAUCCCGGAGGACGAGCAGAUCGGUCUGCUGAAGGUCGUGUCAGCGGUUCUCCAGCUGGGGAACAUGAGCUUCAAGAAGGAGCGACACUCCGACCAGGCCUCCAUGCCUGAUGACACAGCCGCGCAGAAGGUGUGCCACCUGAUGGGCAUGAACGUGACGGACUUCACCCGGGCCAUCCUGUCCCCCAGGAUCAAGGUGGGCCGCGAUUUUGUGCAGAAGGCCCAGACCCAGGAGCAGGCCGAGUUCGCCGUGGAGGCCCUGGCCAAGGCCACCUACGAGAGGAUGUUCCGCUGGCUGGUCAUGCGCAUCAACAAGGCCCUGGACAAGACCAAGCGUCAGGGCGCCUCCUUCAUCGGCAUCCUGGACAUCGCCGGGUUCGAGAUCUUUGAGCUGAACUCCUUCGAGCAGCUGUGCAUCAACUACACCAACGAGAAGCUGCAGCAGCUGUUCAACCACACCAUGUUCGUCCUGGAGCAGGAGGAGUACCAGAGAGAGGGCAUUGAGUGGAGCUUCAUCGACUUUGGCCUGGACCUGCAGCCCUGCAUCGACCUCAUCGAGAAACCUACCAGUCCCCCUGGAAUCCUGGCCCUUCUGGAUGAGGAGUGUUGGUUCCCCAAGGCCACAGACAAAUCCUUCGUGGCGAAGGUGGUUCAGGAACAGGGCACCCACCCCAAGUUCCACAAGGCCAAGAAGCUCAAAGACGACUCUGACUUCUCCAUCAUGCACUAUGCUGGGAAGGUGGACUACAAGGCCGACGAGUGGCUGAUGAAGAACAUGGACCCCCUGAACGACAACGUGACCACACUGCUGAACCAGUCCUCAGACAAAUUUGUGUCCGAUCUGUGGAGAGAUGUGGACCGGAUCGUGGGCCUGGACCAGGUGGCCGGAAUGUCGGACUCGAUGGUGGGGGCCUUCAAGACCCGCAAGGGCAUGUUCCGCACGGUGGGGCAGCUGUACAAGGAGCAGCUCGCCAAGCUGAUGGCCACCCUGAGGAACACCAACCCCAACUUCGUCCGCUGCAUCAUCCCCAACCACGAGAAGAAGGCGGGUAAGCUGGACCCCCACCUGGUCCUGGACCAGCUGAGGUGCAACGGUGUUCUGGAGGGGAUCCGCAUCUGCAGACAGGGCUUCCCCAACCGCAUCGUCUUCCAGGAGUUCAGACAGAGGUAUGAGAUCCUCACCCCCAACGCCAUUCCCAAGGGCUUCAUGGACGGCAAGCAGGCCUGUGCACUCAUGAUCAAAGCUUUGGAGCUGGACCCGAACCUGUUCCGGAUCGGCCAGAGCAAAGUGUUCUUCCGGGCCGGGGUCCUGGCCCACCUGGAGGAGGAGCGAGACAUGAAGAUCACCGACGUCAUCAUCAGUUUCCAGUCCUGGUGCCGGGGCUACGUCGCCCGCAAAGCCUUUGCCAAGAGACAGCAGCAGCUGACGGCCAUGAAAGUGAUCCAGAGGAACUGUGCUGCCUACCUCAAGCUGAGGAACUGGCAGUGGUGGAGGCUCUUCACCAAGGUGAAGCCGCUGCUCCAGGUGACCCGGCAGGAGGAGGAGAUGUUGGCCAAGGAUGAGGAGCUGAUCAAGGUGAAGGAGAGGCAGCUGCAAGCCGAGGAGCAGCUGAAGGAAUACGAGACCAAACAACAGCAGCUGAGCGCGGAGAAGCUGGCCCUGCAGGAGCAGCUGCAGGCGGAGACGGAGCUGUGCGCGGAGGCGGAGGAGAUGCGCGCGCGCCUGGCCGCCCGCAAGCAGGAGCUGGAGGAGAUCCUGCACGACCUGGAGGCCCGCGUGGAGGAGGAGGAGGAGCGCGUCACUCAGCUGCAGACCGAGAGGAAGAAGAUGCAGCAGAACAUCACGGACCUGGAGACGCAGCUGGAUGAGGAGGAGGCCGCCCGGCAGAAGCUGCAGCUGGAGAAGGUGACCACGGAGGCCAAGCUGAAGAAGGUGGAGGAGGACGUGAUGGUGCUGGACGACCAGAACAACAAACUGGCCAAGGAAAAGAAGCUGCUGGAGGACAGGAUCUCUGAGUUCACCACAAACCUGGCGGAAGAGGAGGAGAAGUCAAAGAGCCUGCAGAAACUGAAGAACAAGCACGAGGCCAUGAUCACCGACCUGGAGGACCGUCUCCGCAAGGAGGAGAAGCAGCGGCAGGAGCUGGAGAAGAACCGGCGCAAGCUGGAGGGCGACUCCACCGACCUGCACGACCAGAUCGCCGAGCUGCAGGCCCAGAUCGCCGAGCUCCGCGCCCAGCUGGCCAAGAAGGAGGAGGAGCUUCUGGCAGCCCUGGCCAGGAUGGAGGAGGAGGCAGCGCAGAAGAACAUGGCCCAGAAGAAGAUCCGGGAGCUGGAGGCGCAGCUGUCGGAGCUGCAGGAGGACCUGGAGCUGGAGCGGGCGGCCCGCUCCAAGGCCGAGAAGCACCGCAGGGACCUGGGCGAGGAGCUGGAGGCCCUGAAGACCGAGCUGGAGGACACGCUGGACUCCACCGCCGCCCAGCAGGAGCUCAGAUCGAAGCGCGAGUCGGAGGUGGCGCACCUGAAGAAGACCCUGGAGGACGAGGCCCACGUGCACGAGCAGCAGGUGGCGGACAUGCGGCAGAAGCACAGCCAGGCCUUCGACGAGCUCAACGAGCAGCUGGAGCAGGCCAAGCGGAACAAGGUGUCCGUGGAGAAGGCCAAGCAGGCGCUGGAGAGCGAGCGUAACGAGCUGAGCAUCGAGCUGCAGACGCUGAUGCAGGGGAAGAGCGACUCGGAGAGCCGCAGGAAGAAGGCCGAGUCGCAGCUGCAGGAGCUGCAGGUCAAGCACGGGGAGACCGAGCGGCAGCGGCACGAGCUGGCCGAGAAGGUGUCCAAACUGCAGUUGGAGCUGGACAGCGUGAACGGGCUGCUCAGCGAGGUCGAGGGGAAGUCCAUCAAGGCGUCGAAGGACUGCUCCGCGGUGGAGUCCCAGCUGCAGGACGUGCAGGAGCUGCUACAGGAGGAGACUCGGCAGAAGCUCUCUCUCUCCACCCGUCUGCGGCAGCUGGAGGAUGAGCAGAACAGCCUGAGGGAGCAGGUGGAGGAGGAGGAAGAGAGCAAGAAGAACGUGGAGAGGCAGCUCGCCAGUCUUCAGUCUCAGCUGGCGGAGAUGAAGAAGAAGCUGGAGCACGAGGCGUGCGCCUUGGAGGGCGUGGAGGAGGGGAAGAAGAGGAUCCAGAGGGACCUGGAGGGCGUCACCCAGCAGCUGGAGGAGAAGAGCUCCGCCUACGACAAGCUGGACAAGACCAAGACCCGCCUGCAGCAGGAGCUGGACGACAUGCUGGUGGACCAGGACCACCUGAGGCAGAUCGUACACAACCUGGAGAGGAAGCAGAAGAAGUUUGACCAGAUGCUGGCGGAGGAGAAGGCCAACUCGACCCAGUUCGCUGAGGAGCGGGACCGGGCCGAGGCGGAGGCCCGGGAGAAGGAGACGCGGGCUCUGGCGCUGACCCGGGAGCUGGAGGCCAUGUCGGACAUGAGGAACGAGCUGGACCGGGCCAACAAACUGCUGAAGGCCGAAAUGGAGGACCUGGUCUCCUCCAAAGACGACGUGGGCAAAAGCGUGCACGAGCUGGAGAAGUCGAAGCGAGGGAUGGAGCAGCAGCUGGAGGAGAUGCGCACGCAGCUGGAGGAGCUGGAGGACGAGCUGCAGGCCACGGAGGACGCCAAGCUGCGGCUGGAGGUCAACAUGCAGGCCAUGAAGGCGCAGUUCGACAGGGACCUGCUGGCCCGCGACGAGAUGGGAGAGGAGAAGAAGAGACAGCUGGUCAAACAGGUGCGGGAGAUGGAGAUGGAGCUGGAGGAUGAGCGUAAGCAGCGGUCCGUGGCCGUUGCUGCCCGCAAGAAGCUGGAGCUGGACCUGGUGGAGCUGGAGGCCCAGAUCGACAUGGCCAACAAGAACCGGGACGAUGCCCUCAAACAGCUGAAGAAACUGCAGGCCCAGAUGAAAGACCUCCUGAGGGAGAUAGAGGACUCCCGUCUUGCCCGCGAGGAGGCGCUCGCCCAGGCCAAGGAGAACGAGAAGAAAAUCAAGACCAUGGAGGCCGACAACAUGCAGCUGCAGGAGGACCUGGCCGCAGCAGAGAGGAUGAAGAGGCAAGCUCAGCUGGAGAGGGACGAGCUGCAGGAUGAGAUCAACAGUCAAGCCUCCAAGAACACGCUGAUGGCCGAUGAGAAGCGGAGACUGGAGGCGCGGAUCGCCCAGCUGGAGGAGGAUCUGGAGGAGGAGCAGUGCAACACUGAGCUGGUCAACGACCGUCUGAAGAGGGCCACUGCACAGGCUGAGCAGAUGACGACCGAGCUGAGCGCGGAGCGCAGUAACUCUCAGCGCCUGGAGGGGGCGCGCUCACAGCUGGACCGCCAGAACAAGGAGCUGAAGCUGAAGCUGCAGGAGCUGGAGGGGACCGUCAAGAGCAAGUACAAGGCCAGCAUCACCUCCCUGGAGGCCAAGAUCCUCCAGCUGGAGGAGCAGCUGGACAUAGAGACCCGGGAGAGGCAGCAGGCGUCGAAGCUGGUGCGGCGUACGGAGAAGAAGCUGAAGGAGGCCUUCCUGCAGGUCGACGACGAGCGGCGCAACUCUGAGCAGUACAAAGACCAGGCGGACAAGCUGAACAGCCGGAUGAAGCAGCUGAAGAGGCAGCUGGAGGAGGCGGAGGAGGAGGCCACCCGCGCCAACGCCAACCGCAGGAAGAUGCAGAGGGAGCUGGAGGACGCCACCGAGUCCGCCGACGCCAUGAACCGGGAGGUCAGCACCCUCAGGAGCAAGCUCAGGCGCGGGGACGUGCCCUUCACCUUGCGACGUAUGAUUGGCCGGUCUGGAGCAGAGAGUGACGAGGAGGUGGAUCCCAAGAGCGAAACCCCUGAGCCCAAACCAGAGUGACCUGCCCGUCAGGGACUGUCACAGUGCCCCUGCUGGCCACAGCAGGGAACUGAUUUAUAUACUCAGUCACUUUUGCAUGCACAGCUCUUUACCCAGAUUGAAAUGGUUAUGCCUCCACAUGCCAAGAUGUUUGUAUGUGCAACACUGUAACACAUUCAUGGUUACAUGCACACAUGGACAGAUUAAAUGCUGUACAUGACUUUAACACAGGUGUACACAGUACCUGGUUAGUAUUUUUUACAAUCAUUCAGAUUUUCAGAGUCCACUGAGAAAUCUGUUCAAAAAGCUACACAAAUGUUCACAGAGUAAAUGCAAACAUGCACAUAAAUAUAUAUAUUUGGCCAAAUGACUCAUCUUAAGCAUGAAUGUGAAUAUUUUUGAAAGGAAACAUUCUUACUAUAUUCUUAUUUCUGGAUCUAUUUUUCUAUCUAUGAAUUUUGAGAAAAAAGCAAAAAUAUUUAGAAUACAGAGGGGACCAAAGUAGUACUGCCAUCUAAGAGAUUUGUAUUUUUAAGUUUAUACUAUUUUGUGAAAGUAUGAAAGUUUUUAUAUCUUUCUACCUCUCUUUAUAUUAGGGGGUUAUAUGCUAAAUGUACUGUAUAAAAUAUAGCCGUUACUAGUUCACUUUAUACAUUGGUUUGGGAUUAUUAAAAUGGCUUUGCAUUGGAAACACUCGUGCAUGUAUGCAAUUGGAUCAAUGCACCUGGAAACACACACUUGCACAUGGUUAGACAUUAUAUCACAAUGAAAUGUUAAAUUAAAAUUUUUAGACCCACACAUUGAAGAUCACAUAGUGGUCUUGGUGCAGGUUUUGCACCAAGCACAAUUAUUAUACCGGUUACGUGAUGUCACUGUUAGAGCCAUAUGAAAAAUGGUUAAUAAAGAUGCUGCAACACACGUGAGAAUGUGACGCAACGAAUACAAAUCGAGACAUGCGUGUAGCCUAAUAAACCAGCAUAAAUUACACUAUCCAGGGUUUUCUGCGAUCUUCCUGCACAAGCAAACAACUACACUUUAAUGUGGAUGUUUGUGUUUACAUACAAAUGUGGGGCUUAUACGGUGGUGGGGUAGGGUUAUGUUUUUGUUCGUAGUCUCUGCACACAUUCUCUGGACACUGCUUUGUGGAGCGCUUUGAAGUAUUAGACAGACCAGCCAUUGUUUUUUUUUUUUUUUUUUUUUUUUAUUAACUCCCUGUAACUGCAUUAUAACACACUGUAUUUUUCAGUGAUCUUUGCCUUAUUAUCCCUGCCUGUAUUCUUUGAUUCUGUUUGAACGUGCGGCGGGGGUGGACCAGGUUCGUUCGAAUGGGUGCGCACCUCUGUGAUUGAACGUUGGAGUCUAAAAGUUCCACCACUAGCUGCGUUCGGUUUUCCUGCUGGUGCUGCCAAGGAAGCGAGAGAAACGGUUUAAUUUAUCCCAUUUAAAACCCGGAUUUUGUACUGUUCCUUUUAUCUGGAGAUAUGAUACGUGUAAUAUGAAUUACUGUUGCAAUAAAAAUUGGCUUUUUCAACUGCU